Rhincodon typus (whale shark) is the source of this 442-nucleotide messenger RNA. Its product is annotated as interleukin-8-like. Gene Ontology annotation, cellular component: extracellular region. The record is from RefSeq and is a predicted model, not a curated record. NCBI's taxonomy places the organism in Eukaryota, Metazoa, Chordata, Chondrichthyes, Orectolobiformes, Rhincodontidae. Gene Ontology annotation, molecular function: chemokine activity; CXCR chemokine receptor binding. The coding region runs from base 5 to 442 and encodes 145 amino acids. The transcript is spliced from 5 exons. Gene Ontology annotation, biological process: neutrophil chemotaxis; chemokine-mediated signaling pathway; antimicrobial humoral immune response mediated by antimicrobial peptide.
CAAGAUGAUGAGCAGAGAAGCAACUGUGAUAGCUCUGCUCCUGCUUCUUUGUGCAGCUGCUCAAGGAUUCCUUUUAAGGAGAGCAGGACGUUGUCAUUGUCCAAGAGCGACAACAGCCUCCAUUCCUUUGCAGUACAUCAAGGACAUCAAAUUUAUCUCCAGGGGCCCUCACUGCUUCAAAGAACAAGUGAUUGCAGUUUUAACAACUGGAGGUGAAGUCUGCAUAAAGCCUCAUGCAAACUGGUUGAAAAAAAUUGAAAGAAGUGAUGGACCAGAAUUAGGCUGUCAUGCGAUGAUGGCAAAUGGAGACCAAGCAUCACCUUCGGGCGUGGGGAAUAUCGAUGUUCUCGCAAUUCUCGAAUGCUUCAUUUUAAUUGGCUUGAGCAUUUCCAUUGAUAGAGGCAUCCAGAGCCAAGUACAGGCUGAAGAAAGUAAACAAUAA